CCGCUUGAGUAUCUGUCCACAGUCAUGUUAAGAUUAAUAUUGUAAGAAUGAGGAGCUUUGCGUUUGUUUUGUUAUUGGUCGCAGUUGCUUUGUCAGAGAUGCAGCCUGAAAGCAGGUCCUAUGCAAUGUCAGGCAUAAUACCAGUGCCCUGUAAUUUCAACCAGUGUAUGGCCACCUGCAGGAGGAACGGUUUCAGCGGCGGCUACUGUAACUUGUUGGGAUGCCAAUGUAUUAGAUGAAGAUUUAUUGAAUGUACCUACUGUAUUCUUAUCAAAGUUCAUUACUUAAGAAAUAACAUUUUGUUGUAUAUAUGUAUAGGAUAAUUUUGCAUACUAGAUUGUGUUAUUUAAAAUUAUAAAAUACAUUAAACCAUAGACAAUCCAUCUA
Molecule: messenger RNA, 387 nt
Organism: Ostrinia furnacalis (Asian corn borer)
Lineage: Eukaryota; Metazoa; Arthropoda; Insecta; Lepidoptera; Crambidae
Exons: 2
Coding region: 48-239 (63 amino acids)
Source: RefSeq, a predicted model, not a curated record